AUGCAGGGCUGGGUGGUAAGGAGUGAGGCUCUUCUGGGCCUGCUCCUGGUCUGUCUGCAUCUCCCAGGUUUCUUUGCCCGGAGCAUCAGUUCAAAGGAGGAGAAAGCUUCCCCAGCCUUGGAGACCGACUUGCCUCUUCUGGGACACCCUUUCUUCACCAACUCUGGACAGCCUCAGCCCAAGACAGACCCUGGGUCUGAUGAUUUGGUGGAGGCUCCUCUGAAGCCCGAUGUCCUUCCACCAGAUGGUCCUCAACCUGCAGAAAGUUCUGAGGUGGAGAGGUGGCCUCCAUCUUGGGGGAUGCCUGCUGUGGACUACUGGGCCUCUGAGUAUCCUUGGCAAAUGAUGGCUGCUGAAGCUGAGAAUUACCUGGGGCCAGCGAUGCCUGAAGGCCUGUCUUACUUUUCCAGUGGGAAUGCUGUCCCUCUGGCUAGUGGUCCUUUACCUGAAGCAUCCUCUGCAUUGCCAGAACAGCCAUCACCAGAGGCUUCGCACCGCCAGGACCCACAGCCUCGGCGGCUGCCCCAUCCCAAUGUGCUGGGAGCCCAGCGCCCACCCUGGUCCCUCACCCACAGGCCUGGUUUCCCCCUGGGGGCCCUGAAUCCCAGUGUGUCCUGGGGAGGAGGUCGUCCUGGGACUGGAUGGGUAACAAGGCCUAUGCCUUACCCUUCGGGAGCCUGGGGUAUUAAUAAUCCCUUCCCAGGUACUAGCUGGGGGAGUAUUAAUCGGUACCCAGGAGGAAGCUGGGGGAGUAUUAACCGGUACCCAGGAGGAAGCUGGGGGAGUAUUAAUCGGUACCCGGGGGGAAGUUGGGGGAGUAUUAACCGGUACCCAGGAGGAAGCUGGGGGAGUAUUAACCGGUACCCGGGGGGAAGCUGGGGGAGUAUUAACCGGUACCCAGGGGGAAGCUGGGGGACUAAUGGUAGAUACCCAGGUACCGGCUGGGGGACUAGUCCUCUGAAGUCAGGUGUCAAUAAUCAAUUCCCUCCCAAAGUUCUUCGUCCUUCUGGCUCUUCUGAUCCUUAAAGUGUGGAAUCAGAGCUCAGCAAGGAGAAACCCAAGGUUGGUAGUCAUAGAAGGGAGUCGUGUCCCUCUCUGUGUGAGCUGAAUUGGGUUCAGUUGGCUCAUUUCCCACAUCUCUCCCAAUUUCACUGUAUCCUUG
This is a messenger RNA of Dipodomys ordii (Ord's kangaroo rat), 1162 nucleotides long. Its product is annotated as chromosome unknown open reading frame, human C6orf15. NCBI's taxonomy places the organism in Eukaryota, Metazoa, Chordata, Mammalia, Rodentia, Heteromyidae. The record is from RefSeq and is a predicted model, not a curated record. The coding region runs from base 1 to 1026 and encodes 341 amino acids. Gene Ontology annotation, biological process: extracellular matrix organization. The transcript is spliced from 2 exons. Gene Ontology annotation, cellular component: extracellular matrix.